Trichobilharzia regenti is the source of this 1473-nucleotide messenger RNA. NCBI's taxonomy places the organism in Eukaryota, Metazoa, Platyhelminthes, Trematoda, Strigeidida, Schistosomatidae. The record is from the annotation of a GenBank genome assembly.
GUGCACAGUUUGAAGGAGGCGUUACAGACGCAACCUUCUGAAGGAAGGGAUGAUUCUGACAGACUGGUCGUGGGAUUUUGUUUUUUUUCGCUACCUCCUAGUGUUCAUGGCAUUAUUCGCCGUCUACAUACUUCCACUGUUGAAAGUUUUCUUCAAUUAUACAAUUGGGAAAAUAUUAUUUUCAAAAAGAAAACAAUUAAAGCGUGCAGGUGAAUGGGCUAUAGUGACAGGGGCUACGGAUGGAAUAGGUAAAGCUUAUGCUGAACAACUGGCUAAAGAUGGCUUAAACAUUAUGCUGAUUAGUAGAAAUUUAGAGAAAUUGAGUAAAGUUGCUAAAGAGAUUGAAUCUUCUUAUGGAGUGAAAACACGUGUUGUUGUCGCCGACUUUACAAAGAAUAAUAUUUAUGAAUCAAUUGAAAAAGAAAUCGCCAGUCUGUCAUCUAUUGCUUGUUUAGUAAACAAUGUUGGCAUGAGUUAUCCACACUUUGAUGAUUAUGCCAGGGCUAAAUUUAUGAAUUGUAAUUUUAUACAAGAUAUGAUCACGUGUAAUACACACUCGAUCGCUGUAAUGACGUAUUUAGUCCUUUCAAGGUUAUUAAAGCAAAAAUCGGGAACUAGUUCAGCCAUUAUAAAUAUCGCCUCAUAUGCCGGUACUGUGACAACACCAUUUGGUUCAUUGUAUGGUGCGACAAAAGCUUUUAUUUAUCAUUUUUCUCAGUCGAUUGCAGCGGAACUCCGUCUGUCGUCGUCAUCAUCAUCGAAAACAACAAAAAGUGGUCAAAACGUUAUCAUACAAACAGUUUGUCCACUUUUUGUUGUCACAGCUAUGUCACGAGUUGAACGACCCUCGUUGUUUAUCCCAACACCCAGUGACUAUGUCAAUAGUGCGUUGAAUAUGUUAGGCGUAGAAGAAUUGACAAUGGGUUAUUUUACACAUGCAUUACAAGGCUACUUCUUCAAUAUAAUACCUCUUUCUUGGAAACAUGAUAAAUGUAAGAAAAUGGUGGAGAAAGGACGUAAGAAAUUCGAAUAAAAGCGGAGAAGACAAAAGAAGGCGUGGAGAAGGAACUUCUCAUCUUAUUGCUUCUGUUGUAUAACAGUCUCUUACUAUUCUCCUUUUUCUUCAUUUUGUUGUUGUUGUCGUCAUUGAUCAUUGAAUAUUCAAGUUUUAAUGGCCUUGUUUUAAAUGAACACUUGUUUGAAUUGUCUGUGGUGUGUGUGUGUGUGUGAGUGGGUACAUAUGAAAUCAUACCUGGGAGAGAAGAGUCUCCUUAUUCUUCUUCAUGAAUUCCUUUUUAAUUAUACUAUUUAUAUCCCAACCUAUUUUGUGAUGUGCAAAUAUACUUAAAUUUGAUUUUGACACACUAUUAUGUUUGUCAUAAUUGUGGAGUGUUUUAUACUAUGUGAAUGUAGACGAAGUCAAGGUUAACCUUGUGUAGUUGAAUUUUCUAUUAAAUAGCCAUUCGAAGUGCC